Molecule: messenger RNA, 2152 nt
Organism: Cebus imitator (Panamanian white-faced capuchin)
Lineage: Eukaryota; Metazoa; Chordata; Mammalia; Primates; Cebidae
Gene: ARLN
Product: chromosome unknown C4orf3 homolog
Exons: 2
Coding region: 190-390 (66 amino acids)
Source: RefSeq, a predicted model, not a curated record
AGGCAGCGGAAAGCCGGGCUGGACGCCUGCGCGCUGGGAUGCGUCGGCUCCGAGGGCAUUCCGGAAGCUGGGGCGCGGCGGACUGCGCGGGCGGUGGGACUCCGUUUAGUUUCCGGUGCGGCGAACACCAAAGUCCGGGAACCGAGACAUUUUCAGGUUUUAGGAUUGUUACGAAGCUGCAGGAGCGAGAUGGAGGUGGACGCACCGGCUGGUGAUGGUCGAGACGGUCCCCGGGAGCGGCGAGGCCAGAGCGAGGCAGGGAGGCAGAACCUCGAUGUGCGGCCUCAGUCGGGGACAAACGGGCUUCCUAAACACUCCUACUGGUUGGACCUUUGGCUCUUCAUCCUUUUCGACGCGGUGGUAUUUCUCUUCGUGUAUUUUUUGCCAUGACUCAUUUGGUGAUACCAUAUUAAGAAGUUCGUUCUUGAGUGAAUUCUGAAAAUGGCUACAAACGUCUUGAAUAAAGAAGACAGGACUUUCAACAGAAGAAUUUCAAAUCUCCAAGGGACCCUUCCUUUCAUUUUACACUUUGUUACUAAUUUGCAGAGCUCUAUUAAAUUGGUAGGAUUUCACCCAUUCCUCACUAAGUUGUUAAAAUUAAACCUUUUGGUUCAUGUUUAAAAACGUUUCAGACAUCCGAUGGCUUUACAGGGGCUGAAUAGAAAAACAUUUGUACUUAAAGGUUUUGUGUAUUAAUUAAGAAAUAUAGUAAUGUCUUAAUGUUUUAAGAGUUGUUCAGGAUUUAAUAUGCAAGGAAUAUGGCGACUCAUAAGCGAAGGUUUAUAUGAAUUCAAAAGUAAAUUAUUCAAAAGCAGGGAAAGGUUUUGAGAGAAGGAACAAAGUAUUCUUAGAUUGCAUAGAGGCUGUAUAAAAAUAAGAUAUAUGGAAAAUGUAGGCCCCCGGUGUAUUUACUGCCUCUAAGUUCCAGUUUAAAUUUUUAGGUUUCAUUGGACUCUGUUUUGAAAAGAUAGGUUGUGGGCAACAGGUUGAUACAGUCUUAGAAAAAAUAGGUAGUAUGAAAGUAUUGGAAAGCUAGCAUGCAUGUCCUCUUACCUGGGUAUCUCCCCCUUUUUUCCUUUUAAACUCUUGAGCCUCCUAUGUGUUUCAAACCUAUUUUUUAUUACUGUUAAUAAAUCAUUUUGAUUUACUUGCAUUAAGUAUGCUUGUGGCCAAAACGUUUAUUUUUAUAAUGUCUGUGACUUGCUUAAAUACUUCAGCAAAGUCAGUAUAUUUACUCAUUCAACAAAUAGUUGAGCCAGGCAUUAUCUUAGACACAGCAGUGAACAAAACAAAAAGGGAUUCUUGACUCCAUGGAGCUUACAUUAUUGUUAUUUAAAUCUAAAUGUUAUAAAACAAGAAUUUACAUUCAAGGGUUGAUCAGCUAGUAUUUAAUCAAAAAGGCCACAAUCCCAUAGCAGCUACUCUAAGCUGUAGUAACUAAUAGAAAAUGUUGGCUGGGUACAGUGGCUUACACCUAUAAUCCCAGCACUUUGGGAGGCCAAGGGCAGUUGGCCACUUGAGGUCAAGAGUUUUGAGACCAGCCUGGCCAACCUGGUGAAACCCUGUCUCUACUAAAAAAUACAAAAAAAUUAGCUGGGCCUGUUGGCACACACCUAUAGUCUCAACUACUUGGGAUGGUGAGGCACGAGAAUUUCUUGAAGGUGGGAGGUGGAGGUUGCAGUGAGCCUAGAUGGGGCGCUGCACUCAAAUCUGGGCACCAGAGUGAGACCUUGUCUCAAAAACAAAAUUUCUGUUAGCCCUAAAGGCUUUACAUGAGGAAUGGUAGAAGUGGGCUCUUGUUGAAAUUACUUGCAUUCAGUAUAUGCGAACUGUCUUAAAUAUUUUAGGGAUAUUUCCCUCCCUUCUAAAUAGGGUAUAAGAUCUGGUAAAUUCUCUGUGUAUCUUCCUACCUUUCAGAAAAGUCUGGAAUUGAUUUUGGAGAUUUUUAAUUGCCUGAUGCUGACUAUAAAGUUAGCAAUUAUGCCUUGAGGGUUUUGUUGCAUCAACCUAAAGAGAACAAUUUAUGGAAGAUAUGGUUGAAACAGCUAUAGGCACACAGAACUGGGAUUUUUCACUGAGCACCAAAUUGAUUGUAUGAACUGUUUCUGCACUGCUUGCUAAUGGUUUUGUCUAAUAAAUGUUUACUUAUAUA